This is a messenger RNA of Pteropus alecto (black flying fox), 1583 nucleotides long. It is a transcript of the gene SUMO3, whose product is annotated as small ubiquitin-like modifier 3. Gene Ontology annotation, molecular function: protein tag activity; ubiquitin-like protein ligase binding. The annotation marks the transcript as partial. The transcript has 3 exons. NCBI's taxonomy places the organism in Eukaryota, Metazoa, Chordata, Mammalia, Chiroptera, Pteropodidae. The record is from RefSeq and is a predicted model, not a curated record. Gene Ontology annotation, biological process: protein sumoylation. Gene Ontology annotation, cellular component: nucleus.
AAUGUGGUGUCAAGGCCCCGUUCGCGUCUUUUGCAGGAGGGUGUGAAGACGGAGAAUGACCACAUCAACCUGAAGGUGGCCGGGCAGGACGGCUCUGUGGUCCAGUUCAAAAUCAAGAGACACACCCCGCUGAGCAAGCUGAUGAAGGCCUACUGCGAGAGGCAGGGCUUGUCAAUGAGACAGAUUAGGUUCCGGUUCGAUGGGCAGCCGAUCAACGAGGCGGACACCCCGGCCCAGCUGGAGAUGGAGGACGAAGACACCAUCGACGUGUUCCAGCAGCAGACGGGGGGCUCGAGGGAGACCGGCUGCCGCGCAGGACGCCGCCUCUAAACGGAACGGCCCCCCUUCGUCACCGUCCUUGUAUUUGCCGUUGAAUAGUGAGCACGUGACCAUGCCAAUCGCAAAGGAGUCUGCGGAGACCGAGGACAUCCACCCACAUUCCUUUCCUCUGUGACACACUGCGGGUGCCACUCAGAACUCUGCAGGGAUGAAUCCUCCCUCACCUGAACCCGGGCCGGGCACAGUUGUCAUCUUCGUUUAGGGAAAUGAGUCGUGAGGCUUUUUGGGAUUUUGCUUUCAUUUUUGUUUUUCUUUCCCCUUCCUAUGACAUGUCCCCCCAGCUUGUGGCCUGAAUGUCCCCUUUUAGUCUAGAUGGGGAUCUUAUCCCAGGUAUUGACACCCCCCCAAUCCCCCCCCACCGCUUAUUCCGAUCAUGUAGAGAGCUCAUGUCACCACACUGGGAGUGCUUCUGUGGGACAAGUGUUGGGGGCACGGUGGGGAAUGGGAGACAAACUUCCGGUUCCCAUUUUUUGUAGGCACAGGUUUUUUAAGUGCUAAAUAUUGCAAAUUUAAGUUUUGUGAGAAUAUGGUAGUCGAAGGGAGAAUACUGGAAUGCUUUCUGAAAGGUAAGAAGGAAAACAGCUGAGUCCCUCAGCAACAGGGCCCGGGGUGCUCUGCUCCUCGAUGUCCCCUUGGGCAGUGGCAGGCACAGCGCCCGUGAUGCUACACGGGAGAAGCGUGGUCAGUGACAACUGGCUUUGCCCCUUUUCUUAAUGCAGAGGAAAGUAACCCCCACGUCUCUCACUUGGUGAUAGUACUGUGGCCUCAGUUCUCUUCCCGUAUUUGCUUCUGAUGAGUAAUUAUGGCCUCUAUAUAGAAAAGUACGAUUAAGUAUUGCCGAAUUUGCAGUGACGUUUUUGUGUCAAAGAGCUACUUACAAGUGUGGCCACACGCAGGUCCGCGCCCAGGGCCUUCCUGGCCCUCACACGGACUGUGCUCUGCUGCUUCUCGAAUCUUAGCUGUGAUUCAGUUCUGUGAAGCGUCUGGGGAUCUGUAUCUGUUCCACCCUGAGUCCCACUGCCCUUUCGUACGGACCCACUGCUGCCUGAUGGCCCUGCUCUGCCUCGUCUGCCACUUGGACAGCGCGACCGUGACCGCCGUCUCUUGCUUGCCUGGAGUCUCGCCUUCUCUUGUGUUUUGCUGUCGGGGCGCGGGUGGGGCCUGCUGGCUGUUUAUUCACCAAUUUGUACAUUUCUUUGUUGCCCUUUACUACUGUAAACAGUAAAUAUAGUUUGGUAUUCGGU